GGGAUUUAUCUCCAAUAUCGUGUUAAUCAGAAAUCAUUGUUGUCAGUAGCUAUAUUAACUGAAAGUGAGCUAUCCGAAAGUGGAAAAAUUCUCCCUAAAACACCUGUAUUUUUCAAUGUUUUGAGUGGAAAUCCGAAAUUUCAAAAUAAAUUCAAAAUUGAAACUUUUGCGAUGAGCCAUAAACCAGUUGGUGGUCCAGGAAUUCCAAUUUCCGAAGUUUUGAAUUCAAAAAAUGGAUUUUUGGAUGAAAAUGGAUCGAUGACAAUUGAAUAUGGAUUUCAUUUUGAUGCUAUUUUUGAUGAAGAUCAAGAAAUGUGGAAAUUCAAUUUGGAAUCCAAACUUUUUGAUUGCGAAUUGAAGAAAAAUAUGAUAACUUUUGAAAAAGGAGAAAAAAUGCUCUAUUUUUCACUUUACAUCCGGAUUCUCUGA
Caenorhabditis briggsae is the source of this 429-nucleotide messenger RNA. Lineage: Eukaryota; Metazoa; Nematoda; Chromadorea; Rhabditida; Rhabditidae. The record is from RefSeq and is a predicted model, not a curated record. The transcript has a single exon. The annotation marks the transcript as partial.